This is a messenger RNA of Dermatophagoides pteronyssinus (European house dust mite), 1314 nucleotides long. RefSeq lists its product as uncharacterized. The record is from RefSeq and is a predicted model, not a curated record. Gene Ontology annotation, cellular component: nucleus; transcription regulator complex. NCBI's taxonomy places the organism in Eukaryota, Metazoa, Arthropoda, Arachnida, Sarcoptiformes, Pyroglyphidae. Gene Ontology annotation, biological process: regulation of transcription by RNA polymerase II. Gene Ontology annotation, molecular function: RNA polymerase II cis-regulatory region sequence-specific DNA binding; DNA-binding transcription factor activity, RNA polymerase II-specific.
AUGGCCGAUAACAAUCGAUAUAAUUCAUUGUCUCCAGAAAAACAACAACAAACGACGACGACGACAAAGGAAAAACCUUUAAUAACAUCAAUAUUAAAGGUGAUAGGAAAUAAAAAUGGUGUUAAUAAAGUGCGAACUACAACUACAUCAUUAUCACCAAUAUCAUCAUCAUCAUCGUCAUCAAUAUCACCAACAACAACAACAGCAAAUUAUCCAAGUUUAAAUCAAAAACGUGAAAGUGUUAUAACAUUCAGUCAUACACAACAACAACAGAACGAUCAAUCACAACAACAACGAUUGACAUCAUCAAUUUCGAAAUUAUAUUCAAAUUCGAUUCAUAAUGAUGAUGAUUCAAAUGAAAAUAUUCUCAGUCCAGAUGAUGAUGAUAAUGAUCGAACAAUCACCAAUAAACAGCAAAAUCUUUUAACAAAAUUAUCAUCAUCCGCAUCGUUAACCACAUCAAACAAAUUGAAUGGAACAUUAUUAUUAACAAAAUUAGCCAAUAUUGGUUGUAAAGAUAAAUUAUUAUCAUCAGAUAAUGAUGAUAAUGAACGACAAAUUAUAAUUGUCAAUAAUAUCCCGUUAACAAUUGACCAAAUAAUUUGUAUUUGUCAAAUAUUACAACGUUGUGAUUUAAAAAAAUUAGAAAAAUUCAUCUAUAAUCUUCCAAAUGAUGCGAUUUGUAAUCAAAAUGAAUUAAUAAUACGUGCACGUGCUAUUGCUGCAUAUCAUUCAGGAAAUUUCAAACAAGUUUAUCAUUUAUUAGAAUCAAAUGAAUUCCCAUUGAAAUACCAUCAAGAAUUGCAGCUAUUAUGGAAUAAUGCACAUUAUAAAGAACAUGAAAUGAAACGUGGACAUCCUCCCGGUGCAGUGGAAAAAUAUCGUAUACGUAAAAAAUAUCAAUUUCCACGAACAAUAUGGGAUGGUGAAGAAUAUGUUUAUUGUUUUAAGGAAAAAAAUCGACGAAUUUUAAAAGAAUUUUAUCUUAAAUGUAAUCUACCUACACAGGAAGAUAAAUUAAAACUAUCCAAUGAAACACAGUUGACUGUUGUACAAAUAAGUAACUGGUUUAAAAAUCGACGUCAACGAGAUAGACAGCCGCAUCACCACCAUCAUCAUGACAUUCAUAAUGAUCAUGAAGAAUUGCAUUCAGCACAUCAACAUCAUCGAAAUGGAAAAAAUGGUAGUUAUCAUCAAUACAAUCAUCAUCAUCAACAACAACAGCUUUUAGAUAAUGAUGAUGAUUGAUUGAUAAGUUAGUAUAGAUCUAAUAUUGGAAUAUCUUGAUAAUCAAAUAGAUUUUUAUAUGGAAUU